Messenger RNA from Brassica rapa (field mustard), 920 nucleotides. RefSeq names its product leucine-rich repeat extensin-like protein 5. Lineage: Eukaryota; Viridiplantae; Streptophyta; Magnoliopsida; Brassicales; Brassicaceae. Gene Ontology annotation, molecular function: ubiquitin binding. The record is from RefSeq and is a predicted model, not a curated record. Gene Ontology annotation, biological process: ubiquitin-dependent protein catabolic process via the multivesicular body sorting pathway. Gene Ontology annotation, cellular component: ESCRT I complex.
AAAGCAGGGGAAGGAAUACACGUAUCCUUAUAUCCAAACAACAUCUCAUCCCCCUUCGAGACUUCUUCUUCCUUCUUCUUCUUCUUCGUCGCCGAUCUCAAACACCGUCUUUUCUCAGCAAACCCUCAACCAUGGAUUGCGACUUCAGGAACAAGUCAGGUCCCCCCUACGGCCGCCCUAUGUACCCAUCUCCUUCUCCAUCAUCGACCCACCCUAUGUACAACGGACCUCCGGGAUACCCUAAGAUCGGUCAACAAAGCAGCCACGGCCAGCCGUUUUUCCCUCCGCCGGAGAGAAACCCCUCGUUUCAGCACAACCCUUCUCCUUCUUCUUCAUCUGGAUUAGGAAUCAAGGUGACUCUCAAGCCUGAGUAUCGGAUCACUCCUCCGCCUCCGUUGUUGCCUCGAGUUGGAGAUGUUCCUCGGAGCAGCUUUCAGUUUGAUUUUGGUUUAGAAAGGAAGGUUCUUGCUGAGGCAGAGAAGGAGAAUCCGGAUUGGAGCAAGUUUGGGUCUGAGCAUCCUCCUCCACCGUCUAACUUUCCACCAACACCGUCACCUUCAAUGGGUGUGGAUCCUGUGGUGAUGAAAUAUGCAGGGCUCAACCGAGAAGCGGUCAACAUCGCAGUUGCAAACUAUGGUGAUAAUCCCACAAAGGUUCAAGAGUUUGCAAAUGGGUUCACGGCGUUAAGGGAAAUGGGGUUCCCAACGAACGCUGUUGCAGAUGCUCUCUUCAUGUUUGAGAAUGAUACUGAGAAAGCAUUGUCACAUUUGCUCCAUGGUUCUUCUUGAACUUGCUUUUCAAAUAUCCUCCUUCUAUAUAGUGUGUAUAAGUAAAACAUCAAAUUUGAUAACAUAAAAAGAUUGACAAAAGUAUAGAUACUGUUUUUUUUUUUUUUUUUUAACUUACGUAAAUUGAUAUGA